AUGGCGCGGGGAGACGUCCCGCAGGACAGCUACCACCUGGUCGGGGUCAGCUUCUUCGUCCUCGGGCUGGGCACGCUGCUGCCCUGGAACUUCUUCAUCACGGCCAUCCCGUACUUCCAGGGGCGGCUGGCAGGGCCCAACAGCACUCUCCUGACCUUGGGCGCCAACCACACGGGCCCGGCCGACACCUUCAACUUCAACAACUGGGUGACGCUGCUGUCCCAGCUGCCCCUGCUGCUCUUCACGCUGCUCAACUCCUUCCUGUACCAGUGCAUCCCUGAGGUGGUGCGGGUCCUGGGCAGCCUGCUGGUCAUCCUGCUGCUCUUCGCCCUGACGGCGGCCUUGGUCAAGGUGGACAUGACCCCCCGGCCCUUCUUCUCCGUCACCAUGGCCUCCGUCUGGUUCAUCAACUCCUUCUGCGCGGUCCUGCAGGGCAGCCUGUUCGGGCAGCUGGGCACCAUGCCCUCUACCUACAGCAGCCUCUUCCUCAGCGGCCAGGGCCUGGCUGGCAUCUUCGCGGCUCUCGCCAUGCUCAUGUCCAUGGCCAGUGGCGUGGACGCCCAGACCUCUGCCCUGGGCUACUUCAUCACACCCUGUGUGGGCAUCUUCGCGUCCAUCGUGUGCUACCUGAGCCUGCCCUACAUGGAGCUCGCCCGCUACUACCUGGCCAGGAAGCCGUCGCUGGCACAAGGUCGGGAGCUGGAGACCAAAGCUGAGCUCCUGCAGGCUGACGAGAAGAACGGGAUCCCCAGCAGCCCUCAGAGGGCGGCCCUGACCCUGGAACUUGACCCUGAGAAGGAGCCGGAGCUGGAGCCAGAGGAGCCCCAGAAGCCAGGAAAACCUUCCGUGUUCAUCGUCUUCCGAAAGAUCUGGCUGACGGCGCUGUGCCUUGUGUUGGUCUUCACAGUCACCCUGUCCGUCUUCCCCGCCAUCACCGCCAUGGUGACCAGCUCCACCAGUCCUGGGAAGUGGAGUCAGUUCUUCAACCCCAUCUGCUGCUUCCUUCUCUUCAACAUCAUGGACUGCCUGGGGCGGAGCCUGACCUCGUACUUCCUGUGGCCGGACCAGGACAGCCGCCUGCUGCCCCUGCUGGUCUGCCUGCGCGUCCUGUUCAUCCCGCUCUUCAUGCUGUGCCACGUGCCCCAGCGGUCCCGGCUGCCCACCCUCUUCCCGCAGGACGCCUACUUCAUCACCUUCAUGAUGGUCUUCGCCGUGUCCAACGGCUACCUGGUGUCCCUCACCAUGUGCCUGGCGCCCAGGCAGGUGCUGCCCCAUGAGCGAGAGGUGGCCGGCGCCCUCAUGACCUUCUUCCUGGCGCUGGGGCUGUCCUGCGGGGCCUCCCUGUCCUUCCUCUUCAAGGCACUGCUCUGA
Molecule: messenger RNA, 1371 nt
Organism: Pipistrellus nathusii (Nathusius's pipistrelle)
Lineage: Eukaryota; Metazoa; Chordata; Mammalia; Chiroptera; Vespertilionidae
Source: the annotation of a GenBank genome assembly